This is a messenger RNA of Aphidius gifuensis, 1898 nucleotides long. Its product is annotated as mini-chromosome maintenance complex-binding protein. Gene Ontology annotation, biological process: DNA-templated DNA replication. The coding region runs from base 115 to 1857 and encodes 580 amino acids. Gene Ontology annotation, molecular function: chromatin binding. The record is from RefSeq and is a predicted model, not a curated record. NCBI's taxonomy places the organism in Eukaryota, Metazoa, Arthropoda, Insecta, Hymenoptera, Braconidae. The transcript has 8 exons.
CAUUUCCAAACAUUUCAAAAAGCGGGAAAAAAAUUUAUUGCGCUAUUGUGUUUAUUCUUGUUUUUUUUUUAACAACAAUAUUAAAUUAAAAAUCAUUAAAAAGACAAAAACAAAAUGUCAGAGGUUAGCUUGUUUAACUGGACAUCAGAUUAUUUUAUCAAAAAUAAAUCUGCUUGCACAAAUAUUAUUGAAAAUUUAAAGGAUACAACAGAAAUACCAUCUCUCAACGCUGUUGAUAUUCAAGAUUUACAAGAUGGACAAUUGGUUAGAUUCAGAGGUAUGGUCCAGGACAUGUACAAUCCAGAAUUUUACUUUCAGUCAUAUGAAGUCAUCAACAAAAAAACUGGUGAAGGUAAUGUUAAAUCUGGACUGUACAAAGAUUCUGCCAGCUGUCAGGAAGAUGAAGAUAUUGCAAUGGAUUCAGAAAAAAAUAUAACUUCAGAACGUCAGAUACUUGUUGUCAUAACAGUUCCUGGUUUAAAUGAAUGGGCAAAGGAAAAAAAAGUAAAAAUAGCAUCAAAAUCAGAGCAAAUGUCUUCAUCAACAUCUAGCUCAACAAAAAGACCACAUGAAGAAAGUGUUGAUGAACCCAUGGAUACAUCAGCUCCACUUCAUAAAAAAGAAAAAACAAAUGAUAAUACUGAUAAUAAAACAGAAAAUAAAAAUGUUUUUUCAAAAGAACAUUUUUUAAAUUUUCCAAUUCCUUCUAAUGAUGGAAAAACUUGUAUUGUCAAGAUUUAUGAUGAAUCAGCUCAGUAUAAAUUGAAUCAAAUAUUAGAUAUUAUUGGAUUUAUAUCAUUGGAUCCAAUGUUGAGUCAAGUUUCAAAUUUUGAUGAUAUGAUGGAAGAUGCUGAAAUUCAAACACAUCAUCCACCUGCAUCAAUUGUACCUAGGCUACAUGCUAUGAAAAUAACAGAAAUUAAAAAAAAUAAUAAUAUUAAUCAAGAAAUAAUAUCUAAAGCUCAAACUAUCAGAGGUGAUUUGCAUAUGGUACUGAGUCAACUUCUUUUUGGUGAUAGUUUAGUUGCUGAUUAUGUUAUUUGUCACUUGAUAUCUUCUGUAUAUUUGAGAAAGGAUUUUCUACCACUUGGCAAUUUUCCAUUGAAUAUUACAAAUUUUCCAGUUGAUAAAUGUCCAACAUUUGCUGCUGAUUUUUAUUCAAUUAUAUCAAAGUUAGUGCCUAAAAGUUAUUUAUUCGAGUGCACAUUGGAUAGCUUGAAUGAUCUUAGUUUAAUACCCAAAAAAGAUUAUGAAUCAAAUCGUCUGACAAGUGGAGUUCUUCAACUCAGUGAUAAUACACAUUUAGUUAUUGAUGAAACAAAAUUAUCUGCUGGCCAAUUGUCUCCAGCUGGAAGACAAAAUUAUGAGGCAAUAAGUGGUCUAGUUGUUGCACAAAAAUUAACAUAUGAUUUUAAAUUUAACAAUAUAGAAUAUGACACUGAUAUUCCAGUUUUAAUUUUAUCAGAAUCUAAAUCAUUUAUUCCUUGUUUUAUGCAUACACCACUUAAAAUUGAUGAAGAAACUGAAAAAUUAUAUCCUCAAGUUGUUGAGGCAGCUGGACAAUACUUGAAAGAUGAAAAUCGAUUAAAUGACAUUCGUCAGUAUCUUGAAAUUUCAAGAAAUCAAAGCUUCAAUCUUGGUGAUGAUGUUUUAGAGGUUGUUCAAGAUGACUUUGUUAAAUUACGUCAAUCAAAUAAAACUGUCAAUGCAGAUAAUCUUAAUAUGUUAUUGGUCUUGGCAAGAUUUAUGGCCUUGUCUUAUGGUCAAACAUCUCUUACUGUUGAUUGCUGGAAAAAAACACUAGAAAUGGAAAAUGAACGACUUGCUAGAUUACCUCCACGUAAGACAACACUAUGAUUUAAAUAAAAUUGAAAAAAAAUUAAUUUCCAAAGGUAGUU